AUGGCCCUCAACUCGUCACCGUCGAUAGCAUGCAUCGGCGUCAUCGGCAAACAUGACCAACCCCUACACAUCUCCCUCUUUCCUCCCCACGACACCGUUGCCAACGCCGAGCUUGAAUUCCUCUUCCUCCUAAACUCGUGCCUCGACGUCUUCGACCUGCGCGCUCGCACCACCAAGCUGCUCGAUUCCGACUUGGGUCUGCUCCAGGCCAUCGACGACCGCCUCUCGUGCUACGGCUGGCUGACAAACACGGGGAUCAAGUUCAUCAUCGUGGUGGACAUGAUGGGUCGGCCUGCGACCUCUCCGUCCGACGAAAACGGGUCCAAAGACCUGGCAAAGGACAAGAGACGAUUCCCUCCUGCCGCAGUGGGUCUCAGAGACGCGGAUCUUAAGCCAGCCUUCCGUGCGGUCCAGACUGCAUACAUCCAUCUCAUGCUGAAUCCGUUCUACAUGCCCGACGAGAGGACGCCGUUGCAGAUAGCAAACUAUGGGGGGAAGAGCCCCGAAAUCACGAGCAAAAAGUUCAUUGCGGAGAUCCAGAGAGUCGGCAAGGCGUGGUAUCCGGGGAUUGGGACCAUCUGA
Fonsecaea multimorphosa CBS 102226 is the source of this 582-nucleotide messenger RNA. RefSeq lists its product as uncharacterized. NCBI's taxonomy places the organism in Eukaryota, Fungi, Ascomycota, Eurotiomycetes, Chaetothyriales, Herpotrichiellaceae. Bases 1 to 582 code for a protein of 193 amino acids. The transcript has a single exon. Gene Ontology annotation, cellular component: TRAPP complex; cytoplasm; nucleus. The record is from RefSeq and is a predicted model, not a curated record. Gene Ontology annotation, biological process: endoplasmic reticulum to Golgi vesicle-mediated transport.